Trichogramma pretiosum is the source of this 3528-nucleotide messenger RNA. RefSeq lists its product as uncharacterized. The record is from RefSeq and is a predicted model, not a curated record. Gene Ontology annotation, biological process: DNA integration. NCBI's taxonomy places the organism in Eukaryota, Metazoa, Arthropoda, Insecta, Hymenoptera, Trichogrammatidae. Gene Ontology annotation, molecular function: nucleic acid binding. Bases 1 to 3528 code for a protein of 1175 amino acids. The transcript has a single exon.
AUGGCGCAGAACACUGCGGUUGGGUGGACGAUCUCCGGUCGACAACCCAUUGACGGCGCUGAAGAUCAAGCCAUUUGCCUCUCUUCCUUGACUGCGGAAGAGACGCCCAAGUGGCAUCAACAGCUCAUCAGCCUGCUCCAGCGAUUCUGGGAGCUUGAGGACGUACCCCCGGCCUAUCGAGUUUCCCCGCUUGAGCGACACUGCGAGGAACUGUUUGCAGCCCACACGCGCGACAACACGGGAAGGUACACUGUGCGGCUUCCCCUGAAGCGCGACGCCGCGACUACCCUUGGGACAAGCGAGGCUUCAGCACGCGCGUCGCUGACAAGCUUGCACCGACGCAUGGAGAGAAACCCGGAGUUCGCCAAGGCCUACUGUGACUUCAUGGAGGCCUACGAGCGACUGGGCCACAUGAGACGAAUGACCCCGAGCGAGACGUCAGCAGCUGUCGUUCCGGCCAACUACAUUCCUCACCACGGCAUCUGGCAACAGAGCGAUGCGGGGGCGAAACUGCGAGUAGUGUUUGAUGCCUCAAGGCCCACAUCAAACGGAGCAAGCUUGAACGAUGUGCUCUGUCGAGGUCCGAAGUUGCAGCGUGACAUCUGGGUCGUCUUACUGAGGUGGCGAACUUAUAAGGUCGCUUUCUGCUCGGAUAUCCGCAUGAUGUUCCGGCAGAUCAAGGUCAACAAGCUCGACGUCGAUUGGCAGCGCAUUCUCUGGAGCCCGAACAGCAGGGAGCCGGCGCGUCACUUUCAACUUCUCACAGUGACGUACGGCACAGCGUGCGCCCCCUACCUGUCACUGCGCACCCUGCAGCAGCUGUGCGACGACGAAGGUGACAAGUAUCCGAGGGCCAGAACAGCCGCGCUGAGAGACCGCUAUGUGGACGAUGUGCUGUCCGGAGCCGAUGAUGUGGAGAACGCCUUGACACUGAGGGACGAGCUCAUUCAGCUGAUGAAGGCGGGCGGCUUUCCCUUGGGUAAAUGGGUGGCCAACCACCCUCGGCUGUUGGAGGACCUGGACGCCGACGACCGUCUUCGACCAGCUUGGAUUACCUUCACUAAGGAUGAGCCCGUGAAGGAACUGGGCGUCCGCUGGAGCCCUCAGCAGGACACUCUCGGCCUGAGCUUCCCGACCGAUCGAGCUGGCUGCCUCUGCAAGCGCGUGGUACUAUCGGAGCUAGCCACGCUGUUCGAUCCGUGCGGUUGGGUGGCACCGGCUACGCUGCUCGCAAAGAUGCUCGUCCAAGACCUCUGGAGAGCGCGUCUUGAUUGGGACGAGGAACUGCCGGCCUCGAUGGCGCGUCGUUGGAAGGAGAUUCGAAGUAGCUUCUCUGCGGUAGAGAGACUCUCUGUUCCUCGUUGGCUUGGUACGACGUCGACAACGACUGACUUGAGUAUCCACGUCUUCGCCGAUGCAAGCCGACGUGCCAUGGCCGCGGUGGCUUACUCGAGGGUCGGUCCCGUCGAUCAGGAGUCCAUCACGAGGUUGUUAGUAGCGAAGACCAAGCUCAGUCCAAUUCGCAGUUUACGUCCACCAUCAACUGCUGUACCUCGAAUGACGAUCCCGCGCCUCGAGCUGCGAGCCGCUCUGAUCGCCGCCAGACUGCUACACACCAUCUGCGAGGAGCUCAGUGUGGACAUUCAUAGCUGCUGCGCCUGGUCUGACUCUCGCAUUGCCUUGCAUUGGAUCGGCUCUGAGGAACCGACAGGGAACUCUGUGGUGGACAGUUAUGUCCACCAAAUUCAGGAACUCGUGCCAGGCAGUCUGUGGCGUCAUGUGCCGUCAGCCGAGAACCCCGCAGACGUGGCGUCAAGGGGCGCUAGUCUCGAACAGCUCCUGGAUCGUAGCUGCUGGAUCUCCGGUCCUGGCUGGCUGUCGCGACCGUCGUCAAUGUGGCCUUCAACCGAGCGAGCAUUGGAGCCGCCAGCCAGCCCACCUGUCGCUGCUCAAUGUCUACAGAUCAGCGCCGAAGAUCGCACGGAGCGAAGCCACAUUUCGCUUUUCUCUGACUUGAACCGUUUGCUCGACUUCAUGGUGCGACUCCGCCGCUGGAUGAGAUCACGACUCAGACGCUUGCCCGUCGCACCAGUCCUUCAAGCUCUGACACCAAUAGAGCUGAGUGAGGCUUAUGAGGCUUGCGUUCGAGAGAGCCAGAAACGCAGUUAUCCUGAGGAUAUCGCGGCGUUGUCGAGAAACCGCCCUGUUCCUGCGAGGGGGCCGCUGGCAGCGCUCAAUCCAUUUGUGUGUCCGAAUGGUGUCCUCCGCGUUGGCGGGCGGCUGCAACAUUCGUCGCUGUCAUUCGAGCAGAAGCAUCCACCGAUUCUUGACGCCUCAUCUCCUCUCGCUGGACUAGUGAUAGCUUGGGCCCACCAGCGAGCGAAGCACGGGGGCUUCCGAGCGACGUAUGUGCACGUACUCCAGCGCGCUUGGCUGAUUCACGGAGCCCGUCACAUUCGACGCUACGUGAAGCAAUGUGUCACCUGCGUCGCAAGCCGAGCACGACCGGCUACCCAACUCAUGGCAGCCCUGCCUCAAGAGCGCGUCUCACCUAGCCCUUCCGGUCGGUUGUUCCAGCGCACUGGUCUAGAUUAUGCCGGCCCGUUCAUGAUUCUCACGGCGAAGGAGAGUAAGAGAACAACCAAGGCCUGGGUGGCUGUCUUCGUUUGCCUGGCGUCGAAGUUGAUUCACCUCGAACUGGUCGGCGACUUGACGACUGAGAGCUUGCUUGGGGCGCUCGAGCGAUUUAGUGGUCGCCGCGGCCACCCCUCCGAAAUUUGGAGUGAUAAUGCGACUCAUUUCCACCGUGCUGACCUUGAGAUCAGGGAAGCCUUCGCGAGGCAGAAUGUCACCAAUCGACUCGCUGAGCAAGGAACUCUAUGGCGAUUCAUUCCCCCUGGCGCGCCGCACUUUGGAGGACUGUGGGAGGCGGCCGUGUGUUCCUUCAAAAAACACCUGAAGAGGACUAUGGGACCGAGGCGAUUGACCUACGAAGAGUUCUCGACCCUCCUCGUAGGUAUCGAGGCGGUCUUGAAUAGCAGACCCCUAGCGCCUGUGUCGAACGAUCCAGAGGACUUGGACGUGUUGACUCCCGGCCAUGGCGUUCUCGGUACUGCAUUGACGACGAUUGCGGCCCCUGCACCGGAUGAAGAGGAAGAAGUAGACCUUGAUUCGCUGAAGCACUGGAAGCUCGUCCAAGGCGUGCACGCUAUCUUCUGGAAAAGAUGGAGCAAGGAGUACCUGAACACCUUGCAGCAAAGAACCAAGUGGACAAGACGCCGGGCCUCCAUCGACGUCGGGGACAUGGUGCUGGUAGUCGAUCCCUACCUUAUUCAAUCAAACGGGAAGUGGCCUCUGGGCAGGAUCAUUGGCGUCCAUCCGGGUCGCGAUGGUCUGGAUCGCGUCGCCGUCGUGCGGACUGCUCGGGGAAUCUACACUCGUCCCAUCGUCCGGCUGGUGGCUCUCCCAAUCAAGACAGCGCUUGAGGCUGGGCGCGAAGAAGUGCCAGACGCUGGUCCGGACUCAUAA